AUCACGGCGCGCGGUCACGUGGAAAUGAUGUCAUCAGCUACUGUGUCGAAUCUUCGGUUCUGUAUCCAGGGCUGACAUUGCGGAUCUGACUGCAUACUGCCACAUUCAGGCCCAGUGGAGAUUCCAGGAUAACAAGCUCUCACGCAGCUCUGACAGAGAAGUUCAAAGGUCGCUUCCCCAGAAAAUGGUGAUACAAAAACAAAAUUACCUUUGUUUGUUUGUGCAAACUUAGUAUCAACGGAAUUGGACUGACCCACGAAUAAAGGCCUCUUCAAACAAUGGAGGACACGGUUCCUCAGGUGGAGUCAGAGGCAGAAGUGCGGAUUAAUAUCCACUCGAGUGGUCAUAUGGGCGCCGUGCUCUCCAGUUUGGAGGAGCAGAGGAAAAAGAACUUCCUGUGUGACAUCACGCUCGUAGUUGAGAAUGUCGAGUAUCGGGCACACAAAGCUCUGCUCGCUGCUACCAGUGAAUACUUUUCCACGAUGUUUGCCGAUGAGGAGAAUAUCGGCCAGUCAAUAUACGUCAUAGAAGGAAUAGUGUGUGAGGUUUUUGAAACCUUGCUGCAGUUCAUCUACACUGGAAGUGUAGACGUAAGUGAAAAAUGGCUCAAGCAAAUCGUGGGAACUGCACAGGUCUUGAAAGUAAACAAUCUGGUAAAAGCGUAUGCAGAAUAUCAGGAGAAUCUACACAGUCGAGAGGCCGACGCAUCUGAUAAUGGAGCAACAGAUGAAGCAGACGAUCCUGUAUCAAAGCGUAAACGAGGAAGACCAAGGAAAAACAGUGAUCAGACCAACACACAGGCUGAGGAGAAGCCGAUAGACCAAGGAGAUGUCCCAGAAAGUAUUGAGGACACCUGUUAUUCCAAUGGAAACAUUUUACACGAGCAGGAGGUCGCCGAUUUUGCUGCGGAGGUGACGUGUGACUUAAAUCCCAAGCCUCCAGAAGAACAACCACAACAACCACCACCAGUACCAAAGAAACCUAGCAAGCGCAGACCACGGAGGUCCGUUAAACUGCAAGAUUAUAGACUUGGUGAAGAACGUCAACCAUCGAAGCAUGCUAUCGGCAAAAAAAAGCCCAGUCCUGAAGUUUGCAAGGACUGUGGAAAAGUGUUCAAGUACAAGCACUUCUUAGUAAUGCACCGUAGAACUCAUACAGGGGAACAGCCCUUCAAAUGUUCUCAAUGUGGAAAAGGUUUUUCCCAGAAACAUUCUCUGCGAGUCCAUGAGCGCAUCCACACUGGAGAGAGACCUUUUAGCUGUACUGUGUGCAGUAAAUCUCUUUCCACUAAGCAUUCGCUAACGGAACAUAUGAAUUUACACACAGACAAGAAAGAGUAUACUUGUGACCGGUGUGGAAAAUUCUUCAGUCAAAAAAGACAACUGAAAAGUCAUUUUCGUGUACAUAUAGGAGGUGGGUUACCAGAGUGUAAAAACUGCCAGCGAAAGUUCAUGGACUCUGCUCAAUUAAAAAAACAUCUAAGAUCUCAUACAGGUGAAAAGCCAUUUACUUGUGAAACCUGUGGAAAAUCAUUCACUGCUAAAAGCUCGUUACACACACACAUGAGAAUACAUCGGGGUGAAAAGCCAUAUGCUUGCAACAUUUGUGGGAAAUCGUUUGCGGAUUCCAGUGCCCAGAGAAGACACCACACUUUGCAUGCUGGAAAGAAGCCAUUUUCCUGCCCAGACUGCAAUAUACAAUUUAGUCGUAUGGACAAUCUGAAGGCACACAUAAAAUCCCACGGCAAAGUGAAACAGCCAAAACCACCAGCCCCCAAGACUAGACCAAGAAUAAACGAGAGCGAAAAAAGCUUAGUGCAGAUGCAGCAGUAUCAGGUAGAGACACCUAAUGCACAAGAAAUACAGGUACUGGUGGCAGACAAUGUACAUAACCUAAACUUCAUGCCAGCUCAUAGCCAGGGUAUUAGUCUUGUCACUUCUGAAGCCUCUUCAACAACUGCCAACCAAGCUGCAAAUCUGACGCUGAUCACUCAUCAACCUCCUGUCUUGCAUGGAGUACAAGUUGCAUCUCGCCAGCAGCAAUUGCAACCGAUUCACAACAUAGAAGUUAUGGAGGGCAGGGUACAGACUGUGCUCCCAGAGCAAAUGCAUGUUGUCACUCUGUCAAAAGAAGCAUUUGAACAACUACAGGGACGGACCCGUGAAAUUCACUUGACACAGGCAGAUCGCCAAACACGACUAACUCCGGUGCAAGCUCCUACCAUCUUGGAACAGAGUGUCCGGGUUCCUCAGCAUGCACAACAAACCUUAACGGAUAGCCCAAUGCCACAGGCAGAUCGCCAAACGCGACUAACUCCUGUGCAAGCUCCUACUAGCUUUGAACAGAGUGUCCAGGUCCCUCAGCACGCUCAACAAACAUUAACUGAAAGCCCAGCUACACAAGCAGAUCGCCAGUCCCGACUAACUCCAAAGCAAGCUCCCACUAUCUUGAACCAGAGUGUCCAGGUCCCUCAGCAUGCUCAACUAAUUUUAACGGAUAGCCCAAGAACACAGGCAGAUCGCCAAACACGACAAGCUCCAGUGCAAGCUCCUACUAUCUUGAACCAGAGUGUCCAGGUUCCUCAGCACACUCAACAAACUUUAACUGAUAGCCCAGUAACACAGGCAGAUCGCCAAACGCGAUUAACUCCAGUGCAAGCUCCCCAAACUCCAACUAUCUUGAACCAGAGUGUCCAGGUCCCGCAGCAUGCUCACCAAACUUCAACUGAUAGCCCAACAACACAGGCAGAUCGCCAAAGCCGACUAACUCCGAUGCAAGUUCCUACAGUUUUGAACCAGAGUGUCCAUGAUCCUCAGCAUGCUCACCAAACUUCAACUGAGAGCCCAGUAACACAGGCAGAUCACCAAAGCCGACUCACUCCGUUGCAAACACCCCAAGCUCCUACUAUCUUGGACCAGAGUGUCCAGGUCCCUCAGCACGCUAAACAAACUUUAACUGAUAGCCUGAGAACCCAAGCAGAUCGCCAAUCCCGACUAACUCCAAUGCAAGCUCCCACUAUCUUGAACCAGAAUGUCCAGGUACCUCAGCAUGCUCAACAAAUUUUAACUGAAAGUCCAGCAACACAGGCAGAUCGCCAGUCCCGACUAACUCCAAAGCAAGCUCCCACUAUCUUGAACCAGAGUGUCCAGGUCCCUCAGCAUGCUCAACAAAUUUUAACGGAUAGCCCAAGAACACAGGCAGAUCACCAAACACGACAAGCUCCAGUGCAAGCUCCUACUAUCUUGAACCAGAGUGUCCAGGUCCCUCAGCAUGCUCAACAAAUUUUAACGGAUAGCCCAAGAACACAGGCAGAUCGCCAAACACGACAAGCUCCAGUGCAAGCACCUACUAUCUUGAACCAGAGUGUCCAGGUCCCUCAGCACGCUCAACAAACUUUAACUGAAAGCCCAGCUACACAAGCAGAUCGCCAGUCCCGACUAACUCCAAAGCAAGCUCCCACUAUCUUGAACCAGAGUGUCCAGGUCCCUCAGCAUGCUCAACAAAUUUUAACGGAUAGCCCAAGAACACAGGCAGAUCGCCAAACACGACAAGCUCCAGUGCAAGCACCUACUAUCUUGAACCAGAGUGUCCAGGUCCCUCAGCACGCUCAACAAACUUUAACUGAAAGCCCAGCUACACAGACAGAUCGCCAAACACGACUAACUCCGGUACAAGCUCCCACCAUCUUGAACCAGAGUGUCCAGGUUCCUCAGCAUGCUCAACAAAUUUUAACUGAUAGCCCAGCAACACAGGCAGAUCGACAAACACGACUAACUCUGGUGCAAGCUCACACUAUCUUUAACCAGAGUGUCCCAGUCCCUCAGCAUGCUCAACAAAUUUUAACUGAAAGCCCAGCUACACAGGCAGAUUGCCAAACGCGACGAACUCCAGUGCAAGCUCCUACUAUCUUGAACCAGAGUGUCCAGGUCCCUCAGCACGCUCAACAAACUUUAACUGAAAGCCCAGCUACACAGUCGGAUCGCAAAACACGACGAACUCCAGUGCAAGCACCUACUAUCUUGAACCAGAGUGUCCAGGUCCCUCAGCACGCUCAACAAACUUUAACUGAAAGCCCAGCUACACAGUCGGAUCGCAAAACACGACGAACUCCAGUGCAAGCUCCUACUAUCUUGAACCAGAGUGUCCAGGUCCCUCAGCACGCUCAACAAACUUUAACUGAAAGCCCAGCUACACAGUCAGAUCGCAAAACACGACGAACUCCAGUGCAAGCUCCUACUAUCUUGAACCAGAGUGUCCAGGUCCCUCAGCACGCUCAACAAACUUUAACUGAAAGACCAGCUACACAGGCAGAUCGCCAAACGCGGCUAACUCCGAUGCAAGCUCCUACUGUCUUGAACCAGAGUGUCCGGGCCCCUGAGCAUGCUCAGCAAACAUUAACUGUUAGCCCAGGAACACAGUCUAUACCUAUUCAUGUGACGCAGGCAGAUCGCCAAACGCGACUAACUGCAGUGCAAGCACCCCAAGCUCCUACGGUCUUGAACCAGAGUGUCCGGUUCCCUGAGCAUGCUCAUCAGACUUUUACUCUUGGCCCAGGAACACAGCCUGUACUUAUUCAUGUGACGCAGGCAGAUCGCCAAACGCGACUAACUACGAUGCAAGCUACCCAUGCUACUACUGUCUUCAACCAGAGUGUCCACGUCCCUGAGCAUGCUCAGCAAACAUUAACUGUUAGCCCAGAAACACAGUCUGUACCUAUUCAUGUGACACAGGCAGAUCGCCAAACGCGACUAACUGCAGUGCAAGCACCCCAAGCUCCUAAUGUCUUAAACCAGAGUGUCCGGGUCCCUGAGCACGCUCAGCAAACUUUUACUUUUAGCCCAGGAACACAUCCUGUACCUAUUCAUGUGACACAGGCAGAUGGCCAAACGCGUCUAACUGCAGUGCAAGCACCCCAAGCUCAUACUGUCUUGAACCAGAGUGUCCGGGUUCCUGAGCAUGCUCAGCAAACUUUUACUUUUAGCCCAGGAACACAUCCUGUACCUAUUCAUGUGACACAGGCAGAUGGCCAAACGCGUCUAACUGCAGUGCAAGCACCCCAAGCUCAUACUGUCUUGAACCAGAGUGUCCGGGUUCCUGAGCAUGCUCAGCAAACUUUUACUUUUAGCCCAGGAACACAUCCUGUACCUAUUCAUGUGACACAGGCAGAUGGCCAAACGCGUCUAACUGCGGUGCAAGCAACCCAAGCUCCUACUGUUAUGAACCAGAGUGUCCGGGUCCCAGAGCAUGCUCAGCAAACUUUUACUUUUAGCCCAGGAACACAUCCUGUACCUAUUCAUGUGACACAGGCAGAUGGCCAAACGCGUCUAACUGCGGUGCAAGCAACCCAAGCUCCUACUGUUAUAAACCAGAGUGUCCGGGUCCCUGAGCAUGCUCAGCAAACUUUUACUUUUAGCCCAGGAACACAUCCUGUACCUAUUCAUGUAACACAGGCAGAUGGCCAAACGCGUCUAACUGCGGUACAAGCAACCCAAGCUCCUACUGUCAUGAACCAGAGUGUCCGGGUCCCUGAGCAUGCUCAGCAAACUUUUACUUUUAGCCCAGGAACACAUCCUGUACCUAUUCAUGUAACACAGGCAGAUGGCCAAACGCGUCUAACUGCGGUGCAAGCAACCCAAGCUCCUACUGUCAUGAACCAGAGUGUCCGGGUCCCUGAGCAUGCUCAGCAAACUUUUACUGUUGGACCAGGAAAACAGCCUGUACUUAUUCACGUGACACCCGCAGAUCGCUUAACGCGACUAACUACAGUGCAAUCUCCCCAGGCUCCUACUGUAUUAAACCAGAGUGUUCGGGUCCCUGAACAUGCUCAGCGAACCUUCAGCCCAGGAACACAGCCUGUAUCUUUUCACUUGACACAGGCAGAUCACCAAACACAACAAACUCCAGUGAAAGUUCCUAAUAUCUUGACCCAGAGUGUUCGGGUCUCUGAACAUGCUCAGCGAACCUUUAGCCCAGGAACACAGACUGUACCUAUUCACUGGACACAGGCAGAUGGCCAAACAAGACUAACUCUGGUGCAAGCUUCCCGAGUUCCUACUGUCCUAAACCAGAGUAUCCGAGUCCCUGAGCACGCUCAGCAAACGUUAACUGUUAACCCAGUAACACAAACUGUACCUGGUCAUCCGAUUCCAGAGAGUCGAAAUCCGGUGCAAGCUCCUGCUUUCUUGAACCAGAAUGUUUGGGUCCCGGAGUAUGCUCAGCAAACUUUGACUGUUAGCCCAGUAACACAGUCUGUACCUGGUCACCAGAUACCAGCACGACUAACUCUGGUGCAAGCUCCCACCAUCAUGAACCAGAAUGUCAGAGUCUCUGAGCACGCUCAGCAAAGUUUAACUGGUAGCCCAGUAACACAAACUGUACCUGGUCAUCCGAUUCCAGAGCGUCGAAAUCCGGUGCAAGCUCCUGCUAUCUUGAACCAGAAUGUCUGGGUCCCGGAGUAUGCUCAGCAAACUUUGACUGUUAGCCCAGUAACACAGUCUGUACCUGGUCACCAGAUACCGGCGCGACUAACUCAGGUGCAAGCUCCUACUAUCUUGAACCAGAGUGUUCGGGUUCCUGAGCACACUCAGCAAACUUUGACUGGUAGCCCAGUAACACAUGCUAUACCCGGUCACCUGUUUCCAACGCGACUAACUCUGGUGAAAGCUUCCCAAGCUCCUACUAUCUUGAACCAGAGUGUUCGUGUCUCUGAGCACGCUCAGCAAACUUUGACUCUUAGCUCAGUAACGCAGUCUGUAUCUGGUCACCAGAUUCCAGCGCGACUAACUCUGGUCCAAGCUCCUACUAUUUUCAACCAGAGUGUUCGGUUCCCUGAGCACGCUCAACAAACUUUGACUGUUAGCCCAGUAACGCAACCUGUACCUGGUCACCAGAUUCCAGCACGACUAACUCUGGUGAAAGCUUCCCAAGCUCCUACUAUCUUGAACCAGAGUGUUCGUGUCCCUGAGCACGCUCAGCAAACUUUGACUGUAACACAGCCUGUACCUGGUCACCCGGUUCCAGCUCAGUCAUUCCAGAUACAAGCUGGUGCUGCGUCUUUCAUCAGUACACCAUUGAACACAACAAAUUCAACCUCUGUAUAAUUGUUCUUUUGUAAAAACAUGUACAAAAAUAUUUUUUCUAAUGUGAUCAUUGAAAAGCUUUCUUCAGGGCCAAGCAAGUUCUAAAACUCAUUUUUUUUAGUUUGUAUCUCAGUAUAAGUAACUGUUUGAUUCAGCAUUUUUCCAUAGCUUAGAGAUGCGUAUGAGUUAUAUUUUAACUUAGCAUUUUAUGUGCCUUUCAUUGAAAGUAUAUGUAUAAUUAUUUUUUUUUCCAUCUUGUUCUUGUGUUGUUUAGCAGGCGUGGACAUGGCUAAAUAUGCAGAAUUAUUUUGAAAGAAUUUUCUUUUCACAAAUAGUCUAAAUGAGAUGAAUACCAAAAGGUCCAGAGGCGCUUGAUCUGUGUAUUGUCUACUCUGUAAAGAUAGAAAACCACCCCAAAAGAAUAUAAGAAAAUCAACUUUUCCCUUACCUAAAAAUAUGAUCUUUUACUGAGGUGUUAAAAGGACUUUGUCAGCAAAUAUGAAACUGCCUUCCUGUUACAUGUGCACUUGGCAGCUCAAGGGCUCUGUGUUGGUCCCAUGUUCAUAUGUGCUGGCAUUUCUGUGAAAAGUAAUGUUUUACGAUAUGGAAAAGAGUCUCUAGGAGUAACGGAGCCAGGCAGGUUAAACAUCAUAACAUCUGGCCAUGUCAAUCAAAGCGCAGACGGCGUGGCAGUUGCAUCUAGAGGCUCUCUCUGCAACAGCAAUACCCUCAUUGCUCCUAGAGACUCAUUCAUCACUUUCCUCAUCAAUACGGUCACAUAUGAACAUGGGACCAACACAGAUGCCUUUAGCUGCCAAGUGCACAUGUAACAGGUCAGCCAGUUUCAUGGGUACAAAUCUGCUGACGGAUGCCCUUUUAAGAUCGCCUGCAGUAUAAAGAGACCUUGUUGACAUAUCCCCUUCUUUUGCUAUUCAUAACUCUUAGAAGUGUCGAUUAAGGCUUUCCACUUGUAAAUUCAAGCAGUUAUUACUUGGCAUCAAAGAAACAUUCAAAUGUUUUUUCAAGUUUUUAACGUGCAUCAAAGUACCAUGUAUACACUUAGGCCAGGUUGACACUUCAGUUAUUUGGUCAGUUAUUUCCAUCAGUUAUUGUGAGCCAAAACCAGUAGUGAAGCCUACUCAGAGAUCAGGUGUAAUGGAAAGAUCUGCAUCUGCAUUUUUGACCCGCACCUGGUUUUGGCUCACAAUAACUGAUGGAAAUAACUGGCCAAAUAACUGAAGUGUGAACUCUGCCUUAUUCUUACAGGAUUUCUUUAAAAGGGUUUUCCGAGUUGGGCAAGAAAUUUGGGGUAGGAUAAAAUGUGAAAGACUAAUAAAAGUAGCAUUACUUACCCGUUGAUUUCCCUACUAUUACAGCAAUGCUGCACUAAUCCUCCCAGCCAGUCUCGGCUUACUUGGCUGCAGUGGUGGUGUGUCUGUAUAUACACAUGACCAAUGUAGCUACAUAGCUUAAGCAACAGCACAAGACAGCCGAGGCCAGUGAUUGGCUGUAGCCAUCAUGUGGGCACAUGGUCAUGUAUGUCACCAAUGUAGCCAAGUAAACAAAGACCGGCAGGGAGGUUAAAUAGUUAAGCGGUGCUUAUUAUUAUUUUAGCACUUAUUUUUGCUAAACUCGGAAGACCCCUUUAAAUGACAGUAUGGAGAACAUUGCACGAGAGCCAAAACAUGCCUACACUGUAUUGUAGCAGUUUGUAAUGUACUAUAGUAAAGGUUUUUAUUAUACAUAUUGCAUUUGUGCAUUUAAAUAAAAAAAUAAAAUUAAAACUG
Molecule: messenger RNA, 8866 nt
Organism: Bufo gargarizans (Asiatic toad)
Lineage: Eukaryota; Metazoa; Chordata; Amphibia; Anura; Bufonidae
Gene: ZBTB24
Product: zinc finger and BTB domain containing 24
Exons: 9
Coding region: 279-7100 (2273 amino acids)
Biological process (GO): regulation of transcription by RNA polymerase II
Cellular component (GO): nucleus
Molecular function (GO): RNA polymerase II cis-regulatory region sequence-specific DNA binding; DNA-binding transcription factor activity, RNA polymerase II-specific; protein binding
Source: RefSeq, a predicted model, not a curated record